Messenger RNA from Chironomus riparius, 1770 nucleotides. Lineage: Eukaryota; Metazoa; Arthropoda; Insecta; Diptera; Chironomidae. The record is from the annotation of a GenBank genome assembly.
AUGGACGUGUCUACUGAAAAGUCGUUGAAUUAUUUUACAGCUAUAGAUUAUGGAGUUUUUGUUGUAAUGCUUCUUCUAUCUGCACUGAUUGGAGUUUAUUUUGGUUUUAUAUCCAAAAAGAAGCAGAACAACACUUCUGAAUAUCUACUUGGAUCGAAGAAAAUGGGAUUCUUUCCUGUCGCAGCUUCACUAAUUGCAAGUCAUAUUUCUGCAUCAACCUUACUUGCUCUUCCUGCUGAAAUCUAUCAUUUUGGAUCUGAGUAUAUUUGGAGCAUUGCUUCUGCUAUUUUGACAGGUUUUGCUCUCAUUCAUGUGUUCCUGCCAGUCUUCUAUGGUCUUCAAGUUACAUCUGCAUUUCAAUAUUUAGAACUUAGAUUCAACAGAAAUGUGCGUUUAGUGGCAAGCUUGAUUUUUGCUCUCACUGGGAUCACCUUCAUACCUGUAGUAGUAUAUGUACCGGCAUUAGCAUUAUCGCAAGUAUCAGGUAUCAAUCUCCAUUUAAUUACAACAUUCACAAGCAUUAUUUGCAUUUUCUACACAACUUUUGGGGGAUUAAAAGCCGUUUUAUGGACUGACACUUUGCAGCUUAUUAUGAUGAUCGGAGGGAUUGUUUGUGUGAUGUUUUUGGGAUUAAACUACAUGGGAGGGUUUAAUGAAGUGCUGAGAACUGCAUACGAAAAUGGUCGACUGGAUCUUUUCAAUAUGAAUCCUUCUCCAUUUGUACGGACUUCAUUUUGGACUUACAUAAUUGGAUUAUCUUUUGGAUGGACAGCAAAAUUAGGUGUCAGUCAGUGCUGUGUUCAAAGAUUUCUCUCAGUUCCAAAUAUUCAUGUAGCAAAAAAGUCAGUCUAUGUGUUUGUGAUUGGAUAUAGCUUAAUUAAAAUUACUUCUGUGAUGGUUGGCAUAACAAUUUAUGCUAAAUAUGCUUCAUGUGAUCCAAUAAUCUCCCAGAAAAUUGAAAAAAUUGAUCAAAUUCUUCCACUUUUUGUAAUGGAAGUUGCAUCUAAAAUACCCGGAUUGCCAGGAAUAUUUAUAGCUGGAGUUUUCUCAGCUUCAUUGUCGUCAAUGUCAUCAAAUUUGAAUACAAUAGCGGGAGCACUUUAUGAGGAUUUUAUUAGACAUAAAUACCCAAAUUUGUCUGAGAAGCGAGCAAGUGACAUAAUGAAAAUAUUGGUCUUAAUAAUUGGAAUUAUUUCACUCGGUCUGGUUUUUGUUGUCGAACAUAUGGGACAAAUAUUUCGUGUCUGUUUCACUAUCAAUGGACUUUCAGCAGGCGCAUUAUUUGGAUUAUUUACAGCUGGAAUGUUCUCAAAGACAAUAAAUACUAAAGGUGUGAUAACUGGAGCAAUUUCAUCAAUUGUGAUAUUGACAAUCAUUAUAAUGGGAUCUUUAGCACUUCCUAAGCCAGUUCCUUUGCCAAUAAAUACAAGUGGCUGUGAUUAUCCUUAUAACAAUACAAUACUUUCUUCUAAUGUAGAUGACAAGCUUUCAGCUGAAAAUAUUCCAAUCAUUUUUAAAUUAAGUUUUAUGUAUUAUAUCCUGUUAGGUACAAUUGUUCUUUUUUUAGUGGCGAUUCCUGUAAGUUAUGUCACUGGAAAUUGUGAGCCAUUUGACGAAAGACUUUUAGCACCAAUUUGUCGAAGUAAAAAUUGGAAAGAGAAAUGUCGAAAAGAACUUGAAAGCAAAAUGACAAGAAGUGACAAAAGUGAUCCAAUUUAUGAAUUAAAAAGUGGAGUCAUAAAAAGUAAUGACAGUAAGGAAAAGUCGUGA